Messenger RNA from Lingula anatina, 3736 nucleotides. Its product is annotated as anaphase-promoting complex subunit 1. Gene Ontology annotation, cellular component: anaphase-promoting complex. Gene Ontology annotation, molecular function: molecular adaptor activity. The record is from RefSeq and is a predicted model, not a curated record. NCBI's taxonomy places the organism in Eukaryota, Metazoa, Brachiopoda, Lingulata, Lingulida, Lingulidae. Gene Ontology annotation, biological process: protein K11-linked ubiquitination; metaphase/anaphase transition of mitotic cell cycle; anaphase-promoting complex-dependent catabolic process.
AAGGUAAUUGGUCUUCAGUCCGUGGUGCGGCGCGAAGGAUUGAAUUUUGCCUUGUAUUUGUCGUUCACCAAAUGAAGUGUUUAAUGGUACUUUCAAACUAAGCACACUGGAUCUCCAGGAUAUGAUUGGUGCCUACCAAGCCCAAGAAUUUGAACCAUAUGGGAGGGGGCAUGUGGCAGCUCAUCCAGGGAAAGUACAGCUGCAGAUUAAGAAGUCAUCAACACUGGAACAUGGAAUACCGCUAGUGAAAGCAAUAAAGGAUAUUUCCUUACAUGAAAACUCAAAAAAGGAGCACUGGCACAAGAGGAAAAAUGUGACAAACAAUUGUAUUGAGGAACUCUACGUCAAGGAAACCACUGUCGUGUGGAGCAGGGGAGGGAAUGAGGAAAGCAGAAAGGUUAUUAAAACUGUCACUGUCGACUCAGCAGUACAGCAGGCCUUGUGGUGCACAUUUACUUUACCGGACAGCUUGAGUGAUGUGGAACAGAAAAGUAAUACCUUAGAUAUGAUAGGUCACAAAGAACAUGGGAUAUGUAUUGUGGAGUCUGGGUGUGUGAAUGUAUUCACUGAUGAGGGAAAAGAUUACAUUUCCACAUUGCCAUUCCAGGUAUCUGGAGCCUGGGUUAUAAAGAAUGGAUUGAUGUUUGAGAGAACUGUGACACACAGAGAGAUGGCAAAUUCUAAAAGGGUGAGCCCGCUCCCUGUCCUCUUCACUAUGCUCCACCCCCUGGAUGAGCUGGCACCUGUCAUUAGCAAGUCUGCAGGUGGUAUGAAUGCAUCAAAGGUCCAGUUUGUGACCAGCCACAGCCAUCAGAUAGUGUUCACCAGUGAGGACCCCUCACUUGCUGUGCUGUAUGACACAGUACAUGGGGUGCACUCUAUAUGGAAGAUAAGAAGGGCAAAGUUAGAGGAAGGGUUUUCAGCCUCUGGGAUGGACUUGAUGGGCAGCCUUCCUGUCCAGUCUGCUGCCACAACACCACUGCCAGGACAUAGUCAUUCCAGCAGUAGUUCCCUGUCCAGAGUGACCUUCUCCAGCCUGUCACCAUCUUCAAGCAUGUCACCAUUCAGAAGUCACCCCAGCCGAGUCAACUCUCCUGCUUCGCGCUCUAUCAGUAGUCCAUCUCUCACACAAUCAGCAUCACUCAAUCAAAUGCAGUCCCCAUCCGUGGCAUCAAACAGUCUCUAUAGGUUCCAGACUCCAUCUCCUGGAGUGCGGUCCCCAGCGUGUCUGUCUCGUACCCCAGUGACUCACAACACCACUCUCUGGAAUGACACCUGUGCCGAGGCGGGGGAGCCCCUGACGCCUGAUGUGUGUCUGGAACAAGUGUGGACGGAUCUCGGCAUCACUGGAGGUCGCAGGCACAGUGGCCGUGCAAGUAAAGUCUUUAUUACCACUGACUUGCGUGAACAGCAGUAUUUGUGCUACUUAAUACCAACAGAAAAACAACUUAGGUGUUUGAAAUUUGAAGAGAGCAAUGACAGAAGUCAGUUGAUAUUUGGAACAGCACAGACCAUUCCUGCCAGAGAUGCUGGUCCAUUGGAGACAUUAAACAUGAUGGUGGUCCUGGACCCUGGUAGUAACCUAGUGCUGUAUACAGGCACCACACAAGUGAACAGUAUCCAUGUUCCAGGCAUUCCCUUGGCCACGCCUUCCACUUCCUUGUCCUAUCCCCCUGUACCAGACAGCCCGGCGCAGGGACCUUUUUCCUCCAGUAGACCUCCCAGUGCCAUGGACACAGGAUUUGAAGAGGAGGUAAAUCUGCUAUCACCAGUGCCAACUGAGUUCAAUGAAUCGAGUCAGCUUCUAGAUGGUUCCUUGGCUGAAGAGUUGUCUUCCUGGCAGUUCCCUAGUAUUAUAGCAGGGAUAAAGGAUCCUGUAGAGAAUCAGUUCACUGUGGAACUUGCUAAUGGCCAGCUAUUUCAUACUGGGCUACCAGAACUUGCUGAAUCCCCUUUAGUGAGGCUAUGUCUGAAAGCAGUUAGCCAGGUUCUGCCCCGAGAUGUGGGCAUACAGGUGCUGGUCAAGUGGUAUGCAGUCCGUAAUGCAGCUGGUAUAGUCUCCAGUCAAUCAGAGUGGACAAAGUUUGUCAAGUGCAUGUUUAAUCUGAUGGGAUACGAUGCUGGAAAGUUGGCUCUUACAAAGAAGUACAAUAUGGACAGCAGUGCAUCUCCUGUGAUGACUACAAAGAAAGCAAGAACAUCAGACCAUGGAACUGAAGAGGAUUGGCAAUACCUGCUGUCUUCUGAUCAUCACAAGCUCAGUCAGAAUACCCACAUUUACAGCCUGGGAGUAGAAGAACCAAUUCCCUUACAGUCCCCAUCCCUUUCCUGUCACACAGUGGGCACAGCAGAUGUGCAGGCUUUGCUCUUCUCACACAUACCUGCAGUCAUGUUUGCUUUACAUUUGGCAUAUGAGAAUGCCAAACUCAACAGACUACUUUCUGAGGAGCUGAAGUCAAUAGCAACAGUGCUACACCAGCUCUCAAGAGAUCUAAAGUGUGAGGCUUACAUUGAUCAUUACUGCAGAGAUUUCCCACAUCUUUUUAAUGUGUUGCAAGAAAGAAGCCAAUUUUCUCCUGAAAAUCUUCAAAAAAUGCACAGGCCCCAAUUUUUCAGUGUGAACCCUCCCAGCAUCUACAGAUGGCUGUACCAAGUGCUGAAGGGAGCAGAACCCGAUGUGUUCCCUUACCUUCAAAAUGUGACAUUAUCAGUCAGAAAUAUUGUCAUACUAUUUACAGUCUUGUGUACCAACAGUGGACAAGAACCGGACAAAGAGAAAUAUUUAAAGAAAAUCGCAGCAGCAGGUCACAGACCAACAUCAACUAAUGUCUCACUGUCCAAAAGUUUUGCUGGAUCAUCUCAAGCCUCCAUUUCUACAAAUAUUUUGCAGCUGAUGACUGAACUAGGAAUAACCUUUGAGUCAAUAGAAAACCUGCCACUGGGGGUGGCAUUGCCUUUGAGAGAAGCAAUCUACCAUGGUAGAGAAACACCACCUUCUACAUUACCAGAGGAGGCCUAUCAGUUAAUAGGAAGGGAAGAUCUAGCCAAGCAAGUCCACUGUGAGCACACUCCAUACACAGCUCCCCCAGGCAGCCAUGAGACCUCUGCCAAAAAUGUCAGAGAAGAUGAGGAUGGGAUGAAUAAUCUAGACAAGGAGCUGCUCAGGCUGCGGUUCAAUGAAGAUCACAGAAUUCAGGAAGUUCGCAAGUUGCUACGAUCUUCUAAACCUGUCAAAAUCAUGCUUACUCAAAAGCCUGAAGUUAGCGACCAUGAUUUCAUAGAAGAGCAGAGCAGGCAUCUGUACUCUAUCUGCAUCAGAACAAUGGCUCUCCCAUUGGGAAGGGGUAUGUUUACAUUAAGUACUUAUCACCCUGUUGUCACAGAAACACUGCCCAUUCCCAAACUUUGUCUCACUGGACGUGUGCCACCAAGAAACACGACCAUAGACCUGAGUCACAUCGAGACCCCAGCCAACAUGAAUGUGUGGCCACAGUUCCACAAUGGAGUUGCAGCAGGACUUAAGAUUGCCAACUCCUCUCAGGUUGAUUCUACAUGGAUCAUCUAUAACAAACCAAAAAGUAAUGAGUUGACCAAUGAACAUGCAGGCUUCUUAAUGGCCCUGGGUUUGAAUGGUCAUCUCUCCAAUCUGGCAACCAUGAAUGUCCAUGACUAUUUAUGCAGGGGACAUGAUAUGACAGGUGUUGGAUUGUUGCUGGGAAUUGCUGCGGCAAAGUAA